Molecule: messenger RNA, 893 nt
Organism: Telopea speciosissima
Lineage: Eukaryota; Viridiplantae; Streptophyta; Magnoliopsida; Proteales; Proteaceae
Product: dolichol-phosphate mannosyltransferase subunit 1
Exons: 8
Coding region: 28-771 (247 amino acids)
Biological process (GO): GPI anchor biosynthetic process; protein O-linked glycosylation via mannose
Cellular component (GO): endoplasmic reticulum membrane
Molecular function (GO): dolichyl-phosphate beta-D-mannosyltransferase activity
Source: RefSeq, a predicted model, not a curated record
CGGCAUCGGAGAGGGGAAGAACCAACAAUGGCGGAGAAGAUUAAAGAGGAGGAGAGGAUCAACAACUACAAGUACAGUAUCAUAGUCCCUACCUACAACGAGCGUCUCAACAUCGCCCUCAUCGUCUAUCUCGUCUUCAAACAUCUGAGGGGUGUUGAUUUUGAAAUAAUUGUUGUCGAUGAUGGGAGUCCUGAUGGCACUCAAGAAGUUGUAAAACAGUUACAACAAGUGUAUGGCGAGGAUCGUAUUCUAUUAAGAGCUAGACCAAAGAAACUUGGUUUAGGAACUGCUUAUGUUCAUGGUCUGAAGCAUGCAUCCGGGGAUUUUAUUGUAAUCAUGGAUGCUGAUCUAUCCCACCAUCCUAAGUACUUGCCAAGCUUCAUCAGGAAGCAGAUGGAGACUGGUGCAAGUAUAGUUACAGGCACCAGGUACGUUGGAGGUGGUGGCGUGCAUGGAUGGAACCUUAUGCGCAAACUGACCAGUAGGGGAGCCAAUGUACUUGCUCAAACACUUCUAUGGCCUGGUGUAUCAGAUCUGACAGGAUCUUUCCGGCUUUAUCAGAGAUCUGUUCUUGAAGAUGUCAUAAACUCCGUCGUUAGUAAGGGAUACGUAUUUCAGAUGGAAAUGAUUGUCCGCGCCUCCAGAAAAGGGUACCAUAUUGAAGAGGUACCCAUAACUUUUGUCGACAGGAUUUUUGGGAGUUCAAAGCUUGGAGGAUCUGAAAUUGUUGAAUAUCUGAAAGGCCUUGCCUAUCUGCUGGUCACUACCUAAAAUUUGGGUUGGGGAUGCUUCAAUCUUAGAUUUUAUUCCUUUGUGCAGAAUAACCACUUCUAACUCUUGUUCCAGAGGUAUUUGGCAAGAGAAAGCAACGAGACUCUCAAUCCAGUUUUGCA